This is a messenger RNA of Suillus clintonianus, 2532 nucleotides long. RefSeq lists its product as uncharacterized. Lineage: Eukaryota; Fungi; Basidiomycota; Agaricomycetes; Boletales; Suillaceae. The record is from RefSeq and is a predicted model, not a curated record. The annotation marks the transcript as partial. The transcript has 11 exons.
CUCGAAUUCAAAAUGGAAUAUCAUCCAUCCAGUGGUCAUGAACCACUGUUCCAAGCAUUCGAUGAGUUUCGCGUUAACGCACAUGAUGCUCCCGAUGGCCUUCGUGUUGAUGAAGAGCCAUGGCGCCCUUUCUCCUCACGAGGUGACUUCAAAUUUGCGGAAAUUGCUCUGGACGCUGCGCUUAACAAGUCGCAUAUUGAUGGACUACUAUCUCUGAUUGCCCGCAUCGCGAGAGGCCAGAUUAAAAUAACACUAAAAAACGAUGCUGAUUUCCGCAAUGCAUUGCAUAGCGCGAAGGAGCGCGUGUAUGAGGUCCAUUCUUUGCCCAUAUGGGAAUGGGCCCUUGAUUUACUAGAAAAUCCCUUGCUCGCACCUCAUUUCGUCUGGGACGCUCAACGUGUAUUCAAACAUAAUAGUACGGGAUUUGAACGGUUUUACGAUGAACCGUGGACAGGCGAUCAAUGGUGGGAUGUCCAGUCCGGUCUUCCGCAUGGUCUUGUCGCGGCCCCCUUUUGCUUCAUAUUGUAUGCGGACAAGACAAGACUAUCAUCACACGGUACAGUAAAGGCGUAUCCCGUUGUGGUACGUUGUGCCAAUUUACCAGUAGGAAUUCGGAAUGGUGAGGGCAUUGGCGGCGGCCGUGUAGUUGGUUUGUUGCCUAUCGUUUCCGAAGACGCAAGCGAAAACGGCAAGACAGGUUUCACAAAUUUCAAGCGUGUGAUAUGGCAUGAGUCAUUUGUGAAGUUCUUGGAACUGGUCGCACAAUACUCGAAGACAGGCUAUUCAUUCAAGUGCUUUGACCAGAUUCUGCGCUGGCUGUUUCCCAUCUUACUGAUACUUUCCGCUGACUAUGAAGAACAGUGUAUGAUGUCGCUGAUUCGUGGCCAUCAUAGCAAAUGCCUGUGCCCGGUAUGCAUCAUACCACUUGACGAACUUCAUGAUCUCUCGAAGUCGUUUCGGUUGAGAUCAAUGCAAGACGCAAUAGCUGCACUUAACGUCUACGAGGAAAGCAAGGCUCGCGGUGAAGAACUGUUGAAGGUGCUAGGACUACGUCCUAUCAAGAACGUCUUGUGGAGUGUUUCGCACUCUGACCCUCAUGAUGCGAUCAGUCUCGACCGCUUACAUGCUCUUCAUUUGGGAAUUUGGAAGCAUCUACUCAACGAGUUGAAGAAGAUUCUCAAAUUCUUGGGACGUGAGGCAGAGUCAUUGUUUGAAGAGGAAAUUGCCAACUUCCCUCGAUGGCGCAAGUUAAAUCACUUCAACACCGUCAUCCACAUGUCAUUCAGCGAUGGAAAUAAGAUGCAGGAUUUAUCUAGACAAUCUCUCUACUCAGCAUUGAAUAUUUUGAAGCAAGCUGAUAGCCCAGACGGGUACCGACUGCUUCGUGUCAUCAGCAGCUACCUGCAGCUUGACAGUUAUAUUGGGUUUAACGUGCAUACAACAAGCACGUUGAACGCCAUUGAAGCCGAAUUACUUGUUUUUAAUGAUGCACUCAAGGACUACGCGCAAUGUGCUGCAGAAUCUCCUAUCGAAGAUUUAAGAGUCGACUGGGACUUCCCAAAGACUCACCUCUGGAAACACGUGACCCGCGACAUCCGGAUGAAGGGCGCGGCAUGCAACUACAGUACUCGUCCAAAUGAGAAGCUUCAUGGCCCUUUGAAGGAGGCUUACGAGCGCCAAUCGAACAGAAAGAAAGUGGCUGAACAGAUUCUUCGUGUCAACCAAAAUAAAUUCGCAAUCAACCUGUUGAGAGGACGUGUUGACACAUUUGACAAGCAGCGCAACCUCGAGGACGAUGAAGUUGAUGAUCUGGACGCUGCGGCUCAAGACAAUCCAGCUGUUGCACAAGGACAUAUCAAACUUGGCUCGCCGCAGCAACUCAAAUCUAUCCAAGACAUCGAGAAUAUCUGUAGCCCGACUGACCGUGCUUUUCAAGACUUUCGUAGGAAGUUCUCCAGAUUUCACAAUACAUCUUUGCCUGGGUAUGGAUAUGAACUGAGGAGAUGGAUUACCCUACCCGCCAAUUUCGAGAUUUGCGCACAUCACUACCUCAAGGUCAACUAUGAGUCGACCGUUGACUGGAAACAAGCUACCGAUUACCUUCGGUGCAAUCCGAGUUUCCACGGGCAACCACGCUAUGACUGCGCCCUCAUACAGCUCAAUCCGGAAAGAUCAGUAUUCGUUAAGCUUAUACUCAUGUUCAAGUGCCAUCUCCCAGAUGUUGGGUCUUUUGAGUUCGCACUGGUCCAGCCAUAUACUGCGGGCACUGGUAUUUCUCGCAGAAUUGACCGUGAACUCAAGUUCACUCGUGUCAAGGCUGUUCCUAGAGCAAACUCCAUAUUUGUUCUGCUCGCAUCUUUCAUCCGUGGUGCUGUUUUGUUCCCUGACCGCGAACAUCAAGGUGAAUUUAUCGUUGUUGACCAUAUCGAUAGCUACAUGUUGACUCACAUUGUGUUACAUUCCUCAAUGUGGUUUCUUUGGAUUUGCAUGUAUACUGAUAACUUAUGCAUUCACAGGCGCAUUUCUUAUUGA